AUGAUCAAUCAAGUGUUCCACAAUCAGUUGUUGUGCCGAUACAUUCUCCAACAUGUCAGUGGCAUAUAUAGUCGGUUGAACAAGUCAACGAUCAAAGGAGGAGUGUUGCACUCCAGUGGUGAUCUGAUGAUGAUGCUCAAGUUCAAUGCCAUAUCGAUGUUCAUUGAAUCAUUCGACAGUGUUGCCAACAACUACCCUUACAACACAACAUUGUUGAAGAAGUGUGCCGCCCAAUACAACAACACCAGAGCAUUCAAUCAUCUGAUCAAACAUCCAAACAUCAUCAUCGAUCAGACCGUGUUCAAGUUGGAACAUGUCUGUCAACAUGGCAACAUUGACAUUCUUCAAUCAUACAUCGAUGCCACAUCAUGUUACUCAACACACUGCAUAGACUUUGUUGAAUGCAUUCCUCUUGCAAUCGACAAUGGCAACGAACACUUUGUUCGUCUGUUGCUCCAACGCCUCUCAGUGCGAGGUAGUGUUCCUCGAGACAAUACUGAAAUCAGUGAAGGAGAUAACUCUGAUAAUGAGAGGUACGACGAAGCGAUUAAACGUCUCAAUAAGUACAAGUUCAAGUGUCAUGGUAUCAGCAUUGAUGUGCUCCGUGUGCUUAACGAGGAGUUCAGCUGCCUGUUCGUGUUUGGCAACAUAUGGAGCGAUGUCCUCGCUCGCUCAGCCAAGUUCGACAUGGUCGACAGUGUCCAAUACAUCUUGAGCAACCUCGGGCAGAGAAUGAAGAAUGUUCAUCCCUACUACUUUGGCCCAUUCAUGAAACAGGUUGCCAAGGCCGGCAACGUUGAGCUCUUUCGCAUGUUCACUGAGUGCCAUCACUGCGAUGCGUAUUUCAGGGCGAGCAACGUCAAAGACAUCAUCAUCAAGAUGGCCGCAGAGUAUGGGCAAGAGGCAUUGGUCCUUCAGCUCUACGACCUGUGCAUUGUCAGGGGUGUGUACCCGAUGCCCGAGAGUGCCUUCGCUCCCUAUUUGGAGGGCCCUCCACAUGCCAAGCGUCUUCGCAUCACACCACUGGCAGCCAUUCUCAACGAUGACCUUAUGUAUAUUGAUGCAAUGCUGUCCAGCAUCAAUUCGCUCGAUCUCAAGAUGUGUCGGAGCAUGUCCACCUCGAUAGCGAUGCUGAUCACCAGCCAGCGAUCGCCCGCACCGGUGUUUGAUGGUCAAUCACUCUCAAACAUGGUGUUGGCCAUUAACAAGCCUGGCAGCAACAUCACCGUUGACUUGGCAUGCAAGUUCAUCGAUCACUGCACAUUCAACGAACAUGACGAAUUCAAGGUAUGGAUUGCCAAGAAGUCUGCGUUGGAGGAGGCGGCAGGCUUCUCUGCCGCUUUGAUGGCAAGGAUAUACAGGCUGCUCAAUGACUUUUAUGAUGAAGGCCUGUUCAUGGCCAAGGCAUUGGCGAGCAGGUGUCGCGAGACUAUAGAAUACGGAACAAAGAACAAGCUCAAAUUGGUCAAGCUAGACGCAUUCAAGUUCUUUGAGAAGGCAUCGAUGGAUGAUGUACGCUUUGUGUCCAAACUCCUGGACUCCAAAAUUAUGACGGAUCCUGUGAUCUGUGAGUGGGCCGUACUUAAUCAAUCAUCAGAGGUGUUUGAGUACAUCAUCAAUCUGUUCACAAUGGAUGAGUUGAAGACCAAUCUACAGGAUAUUGUGGAGUUUGCUAUGAUAUAUGGCAAUCCUCAACACAUUCAAUCACUUCAACGUCACUUUGGGGUCCAACAUGAUCUCUAUAUUGGGCUAAGUCUUGAGACACUUGAGAGCAUAGUCUCUGACAAUCACUAUUCAUCACUGGAAUUCCACUUCAACUCAACAGCAUUCAACAAACAAACAAACAAACAUCAAUUGAGAACACUCCACAGCAUCCUCAACAAAGCAUAUCAAGUUGGAUCAACUCGAUUGAUGAAACUGUGCAUCAAUCACAUCGACUCACUCAAUCAACCGGAUGAAAGUAAUGAAGGUGACGAGGAAGAUUAUGAAGAAGAAGAUGCAGAAUAUGAUGAUGAUGAUGACAAUGAUGAUGAGGACUGUGACCAUCCAGUUCCAGAGUUGGAUCAAGCGUUCCACUUGGUGAUUGGUGAUGCCAGGUUAGCAACAAUGAUCAUGCGACAGAUUGGAAUGAUUCACUCAUCAUUGGGCAUUGAUUUGGACAGAUUGAUCAAAGGAUCAACAUUAUUGGCCAACAACAAUCUUCUUCAUUACAUCAGGUUUGGUGCCACUGAAUACUUCAUCAAAUCAUACUACACCAUCAAAGAUCAAUAUCAAUACCCUCACAACACAACAUUGUUAUCAGAGGCAUUUGCCAAUUGUAACACACGUGCAUUGGUUGCACUGCUUGACAACCCCAACAUGUCCCUUCCUACGGAUCGUGUGGCAUUGGAGAACAUCCUCCGAGGCAUAUCCAGAUGCCCACCUCCUUAUUGGGAGUGGAUAUUUGAACAAUACCUAAAGAUCGUCUGGCCGACUGACACUCCAUUUGUGAUGACCGAGGACUUCUUCCUUUCGGUACACCAUGUUGCAUUCCUUCAAAAGCUCAUUCAGAUGGGCUUCAGUCUCGAUCGAACCGACGACUACAAAAUCAUUUACGAUCGGUUGGCCAAUAGUUGGUUCACCAAACCGUGGGCAUUGGAAACCGUACAGUUCUUGCAUGAUCACUCACUUCUAGAAAAGUCGUUUCAGAAAGGCUUGUUGUACAGGGCGAUCGAACAUAACGUCCUGGAUGUCUUUGGCCACAUCAUCAGCAUCAAUCCAGAGUUUCAACAAUUGGAUGCUUGGAUUGAUUUGAAGCGAGGACUGUUGGAUCAUUGUUGCAAGUUUGGACGUGCCAACCAUCUGGACAUAUUCCUUGCAUUGCCAUUCAAUGAUAUAAUCACCAGAGGAGUGUUUUUGAUCGAGGCGGUGUCCGGUGGACACUUGGACAUUGUGAGGCGUCUGGUCCAUGACAUUGGAUUAACUAAUCCAGGCCGUAUCGCCAACAAGAUUUUUGAGGCCAUCCCAUUUGCAUUGAAUCAUGGACACUUGGAUAUAUUCGAUUACCUCAUCUCAUUGGAAUAUCAACGACCACAACCCCGACGUGUAAAAACAGCAAUGGCCAACAAAUCAAUGAUCAUUGAGGUCGAUAGCAUCAGUGACAACAUCAUAUCAAUUGAGUUGAUUGAGAGGUUGAAAUCAUGUGGACCAUACACCAUCAAACUCAAUAGUUAUAGAAUUAGCAAGCAUGCUUUGGAUCGAGCAAUGACCGUUGGCUAUGUGUCCAUGGCCAGGACAUUGUUGGACAUGUAUCCGCACGUGGCAUUGGACAAAUCACACCACUUAACGUACGUCCCUGAAUUGAUCAAGAGUAUUGGGACACCUGGUAGCCAGGCGACUGAAGACACCAUCUCAGAGUUUUACCUCAAACUUAAAGAUAGUGUAGGAUCAACACUUCGCGACAUGAUGUUGGGUGCUGCCACCAAGUCCUUGUCAAUGAUCCAGUGGGUCAUCACUCACUUCACAUCAGCCCAAUACAAUGAAUCAGUUGAUAGGCUUACUUGCUCGGACUUCCAAUACACGAUUGAUCGAUGUGCCAAGAGAUGCGAUGUCCAAGCCAUUGACUAUUUGAUCGAUCUGGCAAUUGGUGUUUGUAAGAGAACAGACGCAGUGUAUGGCUGGGAUCAACAAAGGAUACAAGACAUCAUCUCAUUGGACGAGAUCAACAACACAACAGUGUUGACAUAUCUCUUGGACAAAGGAUACAUGAGUGUCGAUAAUGUCAAGUCCAGUGCAUUGCCAAUCAUUGUCAACAAGGUCUGUGUUGAAGGCGACGUGGACAUUCUCCGCAUGAUACAUCAACGAUGUGUGACAGCAUCACAACUCCAGAGACAUCUGCCUUCAAUGUCCAGCAUCCAGAAUGCUGUCAUCAACAACCAUCACAAAUUGAUCACUUAUAUGUUUGAAGGUGAUAGUACCCAUGAUGGAUCUGGAUCAUCACUCUCACCUUAUGUUCGAGCAAAGGUAGACCAGAUGAACAUUACCAAGCUGCUCAGAACAGUUCGCCAUCAUGCCUUUGUCAAUGGAUGUUUGAACAUCAUCAACAUGUGUGAUCGUUUGAUCUAA
Molecule: messenger RNA, 4104 nt
Organism: Acytostelium subglobosum LB1
Lineage: Eukaryota; Evosea; Eumycetozoa; Acytosteliales; Acytosteliaceae
Exons: 2
Coding region: 1-4104 (1367 amino acids)
Source: RefSeq, a predicted model, not a curated record